AUGAACGGCGUCAAAGAUAAGAGGUCGGGAAAAGGCGAAUUCAAUGCGAAUGAGCCAUUUGGGAAUAAUGGCUUCAUCUCGAUUCCCUACGACAUCCACCCCCUUCGCCUAGUCUGGCUCGACAUAUUAUCCAUCUUCGAACUCUACAGACUUUUACCACUUACCGUUGCGCCGCUAACGCCAUGUGCGUCGGGGUCUCUUGAUGAGCUCUCUCCAACGUUGUCGAAUAUAAGAGAUAUGUGUCUUCAUACAAUCCUCAUUAUCAUCCAGCUUGUCUUGAUUCUUGCAUUGCCGGUUAUGACUGUCCUCUUCUGGUUCCUGCCUGGUCUUGUUUCUCUUGCAUUUGCUCUAGCAAUGCUGGUGGUAACGCUGACAAUAAUGAGACUCCUCAAUGGUGGUCCUAUUUCAGAAUGCUAUGUCGGUAUUCCACCAGACGGCCAGAUGCCCGUGAAUGAUGAGCAUGAACUGUGGUUUUUCAUCAACGGCAUCACCAUAGGGAAACAUUGGUUGCAAGGAAACCUGGAUUUACUAGCUAAGACAUUCCAACGAGAAAUCGUCGGCAUCCACAAUCCCACAAAAGGAAUGCUCUUUGACUUACUCGAAUGUCUGAUCCAAAGAGAUCUGGACUACAAAACUCGAGACAUCCGCCAAGGACGCCUUCAAAUCAGGGCAGCCCUGUCCGCAGCAUCCACCAAAAAAGUGGUUCUCAUCCUCCACUCCCAAGGUGGGAUCGAAGGAUCGUCCAUUCUGGACUGGCUUCUCGCCGACAUCUCAACAGAUGUAAUGUCCAGGCUAGAAAUCUUCACUUUCGGUAACGCAGCUCGACAUUUCAACAAUCCACUCCUCGCUCAUCCACCCACCAACCCGGAUCAAAGCAAAGGCGGCCGUGGCGAGCGAGUCAUCAAGCAUAUUGAGCAUUACGCUAACACCGAGGAUCUGGUUGCCAACAUCGGUGUACUGAAGUUCACGAGUCCACAAGCUCAGCCGUACGCCGAUGGAAAUGCAUUCGCGGGACACGUCUUCAAAAGGAAGGGAACAGGCCAUCUUUUGAACAUGCACUAUUUGGAUACGAUGUUCAGAAUGGUAGAUGGGGAAGUAGAUGAGAGUGGGAAUGAGUUUAUGAACUCGUUGGUUGGGAACCAGGGGAGGAGGUUUGGAAAGAAAGAAAUGACGAAUGGUAACCAGCAGGAGCCUAAGAAGAUGAUCAAAGAUGUCUCGAGGCUGUGGCAGUAUAUCAACGGCGGUAUGCCGCAGGAUUAG
Messenger RNA from Hyaloscypha bicolor E, 1260 nucleotides. RefSeq lists its product as uncharacterized. Lineage: Eukaryota; Fungi; Ascomycota; Leotiomycetes; Helotiales; Hyaloscyphaceae. Bases 1 to 1260 code for a protein of 419 amino acids. The transcript has 4 exons. The record is from RefSeq and is a predicted model, not a curated record.